CGUGCAGCUUCUCGCUCUCUCCCCUUCUUGGCUGCCUCCGCACGCUCCCUCCCCGCUGGCUUUUGCAGCCGGGGUGGGGGAGGCAGGGAUACAGGUAGGACAGGCAGCCCUGGGCUCCCUCCCAGCAGCCCUGGUCGGCUGGGAUCCCCUGGGCACAUCCCCGGGAUGCGGCGCUGGGCAGGACCGCAGCGCUGCUAGAGGAGAUGCCAGCGCAGAGCCCCGCUGCUCCUCCCGCCGCCCCGCGCCGCAGCACCGCCCGCAACCCGGGCUGCCCAAGCACCUGGAUGUGGUCACAGCGGGAUGAUCGGCUUGGCUUGCAGAGCAUUUACUUCUAAUCUCCGGCUUGUGACAUCCUAGCAGAAAGGGGCGACCCUUUCAGGAGCAGCUCCACGGGCUAGAAAGAGGGGAAAUGGCUGGGGAACAGCUGUGAGGAAACAUUUCCUAGUUCUGGACAUGGCCUUCACCACCACAAUGAAUCAGGAAGAACCUGUCAAAUCCUCCUAGCUCCCUGGCUGUGCAGUUUGCUGUUUCCUAGGGAGCAGCUCUUCCUACCCAAAGCACAGAAGAAACCAGCAAGUCACAAAUGACAGCUGAGAAGUGAAGCAUUAUCAAAAGCUGUGUGAGACUCUGUCCGAGAGACACUUGAUAUAGUAAUUCUCCUUUUGAGCCUGGGAAACUGUUGUGUAUCCCUUCAGCUCCAAAGAACUAAGAGUAGAUAUGUUCAAAUAACCAACACCAGAAAUUAAACCAUUCAAUACGUAUGUUAUAGAAUUUACACACAGUGAUCUACAGCAUUUAGGAAUCUCCGUUCAGAAUGGAUAAUGGAUAUAGAAACACAAACCAAAUCUCAGAUGACUAUAGGUACCAGGAUGGUAACUAUGAAGGGUAUGCACCCAAUGAUGGUUACUAUCGUGGUGGGGAUGAGCCUGCUCACGAAGAAGAUGCCCAGAGUGAUGCUACAGAAGGCCAUGAUGAGGAUGAUGAGAUCUAUGAGGGGGAAUACCAAGGGAUCCCACACCCAGAUGACAUUAAAGAGAAGCAGAAGAAGCGAGCUCCUGCAAUGGAUGAUGAGUACAGAGACCGUGCUGACCUUAUGGCAGAGAGGAUGGAGGACGAGGAGCAGCUUGCCCACCAGUAUGAGAACAUCAUUGAGGAGUGUGGCCAUGGACGCUUCCAGUGGAUCCUCUUCUUUGUUUUAGGGUUGGCACUGAUGGCAGAUGGAGUGGAGGUGUUUGUGGUUGGAUUUGUUCUUCCCAGUGCUGAGAAGGAUAUGUGCUUAACCAGUUCAAACAAAGGGAUGCUAGGCUUGAUAGUCUACUUAGGAAUGAUGGUGGGGGCUGUCAUGCUGGGUGGCCUUGCUGAUAAACUGGGAAGAAAGAAAUGCCUCAUCAUAUCACUUGCAAUCAAUGCUGCCUUUGCCUUGAUCUCCUCCUUCGUCCAGGGAUACGGAUUCUUCCUUUUCUGCCGCCUUAUCUCAGGCCUCGGUAUUGGGGGAUCCCUCCCCAUUGUGUUUGCCUAUUACUCUGAAUUCCUGUCUCGGGAGAAGAGGGGGGAACAUCUGAGCUGGCUUUGCAUGUUCUGGAUGAUUGGUGGCAUUUUUGCAUCAGUGAUGGCAUGGAGCAUCAUCCCACAUUACGGCUGGGGGUUCAGUAUGGGAACCAAGUACCACUUCCACAGCUGGAGAGUCUUUGUACUUGUCUGUGCUCUGCCCUGUAUCGCCUCCCUGGUGGCACUGAAAUUCAUGCCUGAAAGCCCCCGGUUCUUGCUGGAGAUAGGUAAACAUGAUGAAGCUUGGAUGAUCCUCAAGCAAGUUCAUGACACCAACAUGCGGGCCAAGGGAGAGCCAGAGAGGGUGUUUACGGUUUCCUAUAUCAAAACUCCGAAGCAAGUGGAUGAAUUUAUUGAAAUCCAGAGCUCAACAGGAACCUGGUACCAGCGCUGGCUGGUCAGAAUCUCGACUACUUUUAAACAGGUCUGGGACAACGUGCUAUAUUGUUUAACAGCCCAGUACAGGAUGAACACACUGAUGCUGGCUGUGGUUUGGUUUACAAUGGCCUUAAGUUACUAUGGCCUUAUUGUCUGGUUCCCUGAUAUGAUCCGGUAUUUCCAAGAUGAGGCGUAUGAAUCCCGAGUGAAGAUCUUUGAUGAGGAAGAAGUGUCCCACUUCACCUUUAAUUUCACCCUGGAAAACCAGAUCCAUAGAAAUGGGGAAUACAGAAAUGAUAUAUUUAUUGGCAUGAAAUUCAAGGAAGUGAAAUUUGAAGAUUCACUAUUUGAGGACUGCUACUUUGAAGACGUGACAUCCACUGAGACCUUCUUUGAAAACUGCACCAUCAUCUCUACUAUCUUUUAUAAUACUGAUCUCUAUGAACACAAAUUCAUCAACUGCAGGCUCAUAAACACUACAUUUAUGCAUGAGAAGGAAGGCUGUCACCUGGACUUUGAGGAGGAGAAUGAUUUUCUGAUUUACCUGGUCAGCUUCCUGGGCAGUCUGUCUGUGCUGCCAGGCAACAUCAUCUCUGCAUUAUUCAUGGAUAAAAUAGGGAGGAUAAAGAUGAUUGGUGGCUCAAUGUUGAUCUCAGCAGUGUGCUGCUUCUUCCUCUUUUUCGGGAACAGCGAGUCGGCAAUGAUCGGCUGGCAGUGCCUCUUCUGCGGGGCCAGCAUCGCUGCCUGGAACGCCCUGGACGUGAUCACCGUGGAGCUCUACCCCACUGACAAAAGGGCCACAGCCUUUGGCAUCCUCAAUGGGCUUUGCAAGUUUGGUGCCAUCCUGGGGAACUCAAUCUUUUCCUCCUUUGUAGGGAUAACCAAGGUGGUUCCUAUCCUUCUGGCUUCCUCUGCUCUGGUUGGAGGUGGUCUGCUUGCUUUGCGCCUGCCAGAGACUCGAGACCAGGUCCUGAUGUGAGCAACGGAGGCCAGGGGGGUCAGGAGGGUGGAUGUAGAAGAACAAAAAAGAGUCAUGCUUGGAAGAAUCAAAAUGUCCAUUUCUACAUUGUUCUGUCAAUACCUCGAAAGGAGAGGGCAGAGAGAAAGAAGAGCCCAAAGGGAUAAAGAUGAACCCCCUAGUUUCUGACCCUUUUACAGCCACCACUGGUGCAUGCAGCUACUACACCCCCCUUGCAGAGCCUGGGUUUAACCUUGCCUACACCAGGAGUCUGCCCGUUCCCUCUCCACCCCAGUGUCAGGACACGGGACGUGACCAGCGGCUUCGUGCCCGUGUGCUCCAGCGUGGGGGUGAGCGUGGCCAGCAGGAGGACAGGUCCUGACCCCCCUUGCCUUUGCCAAGCUGUGAGAUACUGCCCGCCUUGCCCAGCUCUCCUUGGCCACCCCCAUCAGCUGUGCCGACACGAAGGGGACCCGAAGGAGAGGCAGGCAACAGACUUGCUGUAGGUGAGCUCCAGCAAUAGGGACAAGAGAUACAAAUGUCACUGGUGGCCCUGACUGUCUUGGGUUUGGGGUCACCACCAGAACCUGUUGAAAGUGUGAGAGAGUCCUGAUUUCUGGAUGAUAUGAGGGUGGGUGCUUGGCGCUCUCAGAAGAAACAGGACUUGAAAGCUCUUUACUGUCUUCACUUGGGCAUAGAGGAUCACUAGGCACCUUCUUGUUCUGUGAGAGAAUUAUAUACAGAAUUUUAUAUAUAUAUAAUUAUGUAUUUCCACAUACUUGCAAAUGUACAUGCACACAUCAAUGUGAUCAGCUAUUGAAAUUCAUAAUUUCCAAUUUCUGCACCCUUCAGAACAUUUUAAGACAGACACUAAAAACUAAUCCCUCUAAUUUAAGAUUAUUUGGAGUCAUGACCAGCUUAGUGACACUUCAUUCUUUAUAUCCAGACACCAAAUAUUUAAAUGUAUUGAUGGCCAGGAAUGUAUACUUCUAUGAAGAUUAAGAUGUUUUUUCCUACAGUUUUCACAGAGGAGAAAUUGAAACUAUGUUGGAGGAUUCCACAAACCAAAUGUGUACAUAUUGUCCAGUGUAAAUAAGGGAUUUUUUGUCUAAUACCUUAAGUACAGUAACUGUGAAUUUACCAGCAUUUUAGCUAUAUUAUUUAAAGAAUAUGAUGCUUGAUUUUCUUAUAUACCUGGGUCUCAUUGGAGCACUGUAAGCACAGUUACUUAAAGCCAUUUAGCUUGUUGCACAGGGAAUGCACACAGGAAGCUUUCACUGUACAGAACAUUAAAUUCUCCAUUAAGUGGUGCAGUUAAGUUUGAUACCCCAUAAAGACCAUUUUUUAAAUUCAUAUGCCCUCUUUAUCAUGCAACCUAAGUUCUCUUGCACCUAGAAGAAAAGUGAGUUAUUUUUUGAUAUAUUUUCUUGGGAAACAAGAAUGAAA
Messenger RNA from Apus apus (common swift), 4330 nucleotides. It is a transcript of the gene SV2B, whose product is annotated as synaptic vesicle glycoprotein 2B. The record is from RefSeq and is a predicted model, not a curated record. The transcript is spliced from 14 exons. The coding region runs from base 815 to 2905 and encodes 696 amino acids. Gene Ontology annotation, cellular component: membrane. Gene Ontology annotation, biological process: transmembrane transport; chemical synaptic transmission. Gene Ontology annotation, molecular function: transmembrane transporter activity. Lineage: Eukaryota; Metazoa; Chordata; Aves; Apodiformes; Apodidae.